Messenger RNA from Labrus bergylta (ballan wrasse), 4938 nucleotides. RefSeq names its product tetraspanin 17 (gene tspan17). The record is from RefSeq and is a predicted model, not a curated record. NCBI's taxonomy places the organism in Eukaryota, Metazoa, Chordata, Actinopteri, Labriformes, Labridae. Gene Ontology annotation, cellular component: plasma membrane.
ACAGCAAAGGGGCUUGUUUUCACAGCACAAAAAAAACAACAAGGAUGAAGAUUUCAAGCGACGAUGAUGUAACAGACAUAACCGAGGGGAUGUUUAGGUAGCAGAAAGGCCAUCAGCGUUAUCCCUCUUCCCCGCUGCUGCGCGCUUCAAAAUAAACGCCGAGGAGGCUUGAAUAUCGACUGCACUGCAGAUGAAUGUCUGUGUCUUUACGUGCCCCUGCAUUUGUUGUUGUUAGCUGCUCAUGCUAACCAUAGAAGUUGCGAGCUAGCUGGCCUAGCAAGCUCAUGGUUAGAGAGAGAAGAAAAUUUAGCCUCAUAUGUUUGAUUCACUUAAUAUUGUCCGGCGAGUAAACUCGGCGUUGUGUGGCUGAUGGAGCCAAUAAGUAUUGGCGCCAGUAGUCCAAGAACUGCAGAUUUGCCUCAUCUUUUUAAACACAAUCCGUAGUAAGGUUUGUUACCUAGCUAGCUCUUUAGUUAGCCACCACUAUGAGUAGAAAACACCAUCAUUUAAAAGGAGCAGAAGUCAGCUGCUGCGUCAAAUACUUCUUAUUUGGAUUUAACAUUUUAUUCUGGUUACUCGGAGCAGCAUUCUUGGGCAUAGGCCUGUGGGCAUGGGCGGAGAAGGGUGUGCUGUCCAAUCUGUCAUCCAUCACAGACCUGGGGGGCUUCGACCCAGUAUGGCUCUUUAUUGUUGUCGGAGGGGUCAUGUUUGUCCUCGGCUUCGCUGGCUGUAUUGGAGCGCUCAGAGAGAACACCUUCCUACUUAAAUUUUUUUCUGUGUUCCUGGGUUUGAUCUUCUUCUUGGAGCUGACUACGGGGAUCCUCGCCUUCGUCUUCAAAGACUGGAUCAAAGACCAGCUCAACUUUUUCAUCAACAACAACGUCAAGGCAUACCGCGAUGACAUCGACUUGCAGAAUCUCAUUGACUUUGCCCAAGAAUAUUGGUCAUGCUGUGGAGCUCACGGGCCCGACGACUGGAACCUGAACAUCUACUUCAACUGCACUGAGCUGAACCCCAGCAGGGAGCGCUGUGGAGUCCCCUUCUCCUGCUGUGUGAAAGACCCUGCAGAGGAUGUCAUCAACACGCAGUGCGGCUAUGAUGUUCGACUUCAAGGGGAGCUGGACCGGCAGAAAUAUAUCUAUACCAAGGGCUGUGUGGGACAGUUUGAAAGAUGGCUUCAGGACAACCUGAUUAUUGUUGCUGGAAUCUUUGUCGGUAUUGCACUUUUACAGAUUUUUGGUAUCUGCCUCGCUCAAAACCUGGUGAGUGACGUCAAGGCCGUCAAAGCCAACUGGUGACAGGAGAGGAAGUGAAGCAAGGGAACCCCGCCUCUCAGGACCAACAAGGUCAACACAGCACACAAACAGCCCUGUCCGCUAGAGGACGGAGAGCCGAGAACGUUCAACUCAGUCCACAUUGCCACUGAGUUAAGCAGCACACAUGUACACACAGCCUAAAAUAAGUUUAUCUUCCUGAUGAUCAGUGACACUUGAAUGGGGAGAACAAAAAUCCCCACACAAACCAAACAGUCAACACUUUGUUUACCACUCAGCUCGGAUUUUAACCCAAAUAUAGAGAGGAUGAUCCUGCCUACUUCAGUUAGAUUCUUCUUCUUUUUUUUCCUAUUUCCUCUCAUUUUGUUGUUGGACAAGUGUAUUUAUCUGGGGCGCAGUUGCACUCGGACUCCUGUCAGCCAGGAGAUUGGAAGCCAUGGACGAAAAUAAGAGACAACAAAGAAACAAAGCAAAAGGGACAACAGGUCCCCUUUUUAGGUGAAGCGUUACAUUGUCAAUGAGCCCGUCUCCACUCUGCGAGGAGUUGAACAUCUCCUCCUACAAACACCCUGUUUUAAGCGUGCUUAUCUCCACUUGUUGCUUUAGGGCAAGCGUGCUUGGCUGGCCGGGCGGGAAACAAGAACAAGGAAUCCUCUGCGUGUAAUAUUUUUCCAUUGUGACCUUUUUAUGACCACUGAAAGACUCCGGACACUGGCUGGACAAGUCUGCAACUUCAAAUCAUUUCAGGAGAUUUAACUCCAAAUGUAAAAAGUGCCAUUAAUUUUCAGUGACAUUUUUGUCUUCUUCUCUUUCUUUACAUGGAAAUUCUGCUCCCUGCCCCCACUGUACCUCAGGGCCUCCCGAAGAUAUAUGCUUUAUGCCACCGGUUAAGAGCAUAUCUUUAUUUUUUGUUCCAUCCAUAUCUGUUGAAUUUAGAUAGACUAACUUAAAGCAGACAGUUCCUCGUAUGUGGUCCUGUUUGCCCUGCAGUGAUUGUAUUAUCUGUUGAUUUACUGAAGGAUUUAUAGUAUAGAGAGCAGCCUGGUGUGGUUAGGGUGGCAGGUCUUUGCUAUACAGGGAAAAUGGUUUCAUGAUAGUCGAGAGAGUUUUUAUCUGAGCAUCCCUCAGGCACAUGGGAUUGCUGGUUCGGGGCCUUUUUACUUGACUAUGUUACCACACUUGUCUUAUAUUUUGUCCUUUUGCUUAUUGAAAUAUUUUUUUAUAAAUAAGAUGAGCUCUAUUAAUACGUUUCUUUCCUGUCAUUUCAAAGACUUCUAUUCUGAACUGAUUGUUUGACUUCAGCAGGCACCUGUUUUUACCUCUUGACCCCUCAGUCAACUGCUAUAUAGCUUCCUAAUUUUGACGUUGUUAGCAGUCCUUAUGGAGACCAAAUAAUAUCAGCUGGCCACAAGAUAACUCCCAAGGUUUUGUCUGGCUUCAAUUCUGAUUUUUAUGAGGAAUGCCAAGAACAAACAAAUAGCGUUUCUAGACAGCCAAAAUGUGAAUUUAUUGUCCUUUCAUGUUGGAAGUGCCAGUUGAAAUGAGAAAUCAAACAAAAAAAUUAAAAAUGACAAUAUCGCUUUUAUCUUUGAUUCAUUGUUUUGUUUUUUGUUUGAGCUUUUCAGUAGAGUAGUGAAUAAAAGCUUUGUAUUUAAUAUUAGCAUCAGCCUCAGUGUAACAUGAAUGCUGCUUUAACAGAGACUAGAACAUUGUUGUUAAGUACAAUAACCCAGCUAACAGCUAGUCUCACAUUAUGGCAUUUCAACAGCAUGUCGUGUUGUUAUUGUUUCCAUGCUGAGCGGAUAUUCAGAUAAUUAGUUAUUUCCUCACGUUUACACAUUGUUUAUGUUUCCCUGUUGAUGUCCCUCCUCACAUUAAUAUGCCACCGUCCCAGCUUUUGAUCUUGUCCAUGUUCCUCACAGGAUGUAUUUGCCUAAAGACUGGAGUUCACUUUAUAAUGCUAGACAUCAGAUACUCAGCACAGGCAGGAUUUGGGUGGGAUUUACUUGACCACACACAGCCUCAUAUAUUCACACACAUGCACUUGGCCAAAAAAAACAUCUUAUUAAUUGCACCGCAAAGAGGUUGAAAGAUAAGUCACAUUAAUAUUCGGUGAACUGGAGACCAAACAUUUCCUGCUUCACAGAGUGUCUUCAGAAUAUAUAUAUAUAUAUAUAUAUACACAUAUACAUAAGACUUGCUUCUGCAACAGCAACGUAUGAUCCCCGCUGUUCGUACAUGUCACAUGGUGCUUUCAUCCACACACAUCUUCAAAACGCUACCUUAUAUGACUGCACCUGUUCCCCGAGCCUGUCAUGUAGAUGUAUUUUUAAACUCUGCCUUGUUUGGAGGGGAAAAAAAGAGAAAUGUAAGACAAACAACCGUCAUUGGAAUUGAGGCGUCAUGAAUAGCAAAGACCCAGUGGAGCACAACACAUCUGCACUUAAUGACGUCUCACAGUUGAAGUGGGUGAGUUUCCAUAGGAGGAGCUCUUUCAUAUCAGCUCUCGAGGUGUAAUCAGAGCCUCGAACGAUCAAAGAGGACAUGUGUUUUUUCUCUCUCCCUCAGAUCAAAUAUAGAAACAUUUACAGGAUGAAACGGCUCGCAGCUCUCGUAAAUUCUCAGCCGAAGCUGCCACGUUCGCCUGAUGUGAAAUUAUUUUUGUUUGUUUUAGUUUUUUUUCAUCCUGUUUUUCUAAAUGUGUGUGGGCCUCUUUGAUUUCACUAACUGCUGAAAAUCAAUCCGUCCCACUCGAGUCGAGAAGAUCAGAAUGAAACCGGUGCUGUUUUUCUCCAUCGUCCAAACCUUACGAUCUUCAUCUUUUGAAAACGUGUGAUGGAACAUAUAAUGUUUGAUUAAUUAAUUUAACAAAUCUUUGAAGUUUUCGUUUUUUGACAUCAAAUCACCCUUGAUUGGAAGUGUCUGCUCAGGCUCUUAAACAACCCGUCCCUGCAUUAUAAAACACUGAGUGCUUAGACAUGCAAGAAGAUUUUACGUUGUACGUGCUAAAGCGGACAGCUGAUUUCUUUUGAGUGAUGCUGAGGAUCUGGCUGAAGGCACAUGGAGGCCAUGGGUGUCAGUUCUGCUGCAGUACAGAGCUGCAGCUCUUAAAUAAAAAGCCCUCCUGCUCUCUCUCUCUCUCGCUCUCUGCAGCCACCGUCGUGUCUGGAUGGGCAUGCCAAUAAUCAGACAGUCACCUUUGUAAUAAGGACAAUAAGGCUAUAAUAAUCUCUGAUAGCAGCACGGCAGGAUUUUAAACUGUAGACUCUAUUAAGGUGGCUACCUGCUUGUUUGAACAGCAUUGGGUUAUUCUGGGUUGUAUUUCUUUAAUGUGGGGGAAAGGAGGGGGGAAAGAAACAAUGCUAAUUAGCUUUGUCCUUUAUCAUAAUGGCCUUGCAUCACGAAACACCCUCUUAAUUUCUCUGCUUUCCCCAAGGGCAGUUAAAUCAUUCCCGAGGAGGAGCCUUAUGCAUACCAUGAAUGUAUAAGUCUUAAUCAGCAUGGACCUAGUGCUCCACGCUCUGUUAGAGAAUCUACUUACCCUUAUGCAAUGCAAUGCACAAGACAAAUGAAGUUAAGGAAUGUGGAAGAAAGAGUCGUCCUUAGUGAUGCUUUCUUUUCUGGUUUUUAAUUUUAUGUGUGUUUAAGUGAGCGUGAAAGCAGA